This is a messenger RNA of Dreissena polymorpha, 5212 nucleotides long. Its product is annotated as NF-kappa-B inhibitor-like protein 1. The record is from RefSeq and is a predicted model, not a curated record. Gene Ontology annotation, biological process: canonical NF-kappaB signal transduction. Lineage: Eukaryota; Metazoa; Mollusca; Bivalvia; Myida; Dreissenidae. The coding region runs from base 201 to 1343 and encodes 380 amino acids. Gene Ontology annotation, molecular function: protein binding. The transcript has 6 exons.
CUGUCUUGACUGAUGUAAUCUAAAAUGCUACCACAUUUUCUAGAAUACUACGUUCAUCAAGAUCAUUAGCAACUGAAAUUGAAAAGUCAGAAGUAACGACUGCCGCUUUACCAGUGCUCCAUUAAUUACAGCAUAAAACAGAUUGUACAAAGCACGACAGUGAUGGAAGAUUGAUGUCUCUGACAUAAAACAGAAUCAAAAUGAAGCCCAAGAGGUUGUCCAAGCUGAAGCAGUACAUAAGAGAGAACAGACCACACAAGCUGAAAAGUCUGGUUAGAAAACAUGACAUUGAUCUGUCCUCUAUACAGCUGGGACGGAGUAGAAAUAUGGUCCACUACUGCUGUAAACAUGGCUUGGGACCUAUUCUGAGGUACCUGCUGCAGGAAGGGGUGUCUGGAUCCCAGCAGGACUCUGCAGGCAGGACCCCACUGCACUUGGCCCUUCAUCGCGCUCUUGAGCUGGAAACCAGCAAACAGUGGGACGCCACAACAGAAUGUUAUAACGAGCUGGUGCUGCCACUAAUAGAGUGCUACCCCACAACUCUCUCCCUAGCCGACAGAGCAGGUGAUACAUGUAGACACUUGUUGCAAAGGCUGGUCGAGAGACGAGAGAAACAUGAGGCAGGCACUUCCCAGGACUGGAGCCAGCCCCAAGGGGGUAGGGAGGAUGAGAGAGCUUGGAGGGACAAGCUGGCAGAGGAGAUGAUGUUUGAGCACCAGGAAAUGUGGGGCACCUAUGAACCAGAUCCGUCCUGGGACAGUGAGGCAGAGGAGGUGUGUGACAACUGGGCUGACCGGAUAAGGGAAGAAUACUUUGCCCGGAAACGAGCACAGGAGAGGGCGACGCUCUAUGGUAACCAUGGCAACCGAGGUCAACAUCGUCAGAAACGGGUCAAUGGGGAUGGGAGUGAUGGGAGGUCGGAUGAGAGUGAGGCCAGAGGAUCUGAGAGGAGGAAAGAGACAUUGGAAGAGGCGAGGGAACGAAUGCGGAAAGAGUUUGAGAAGAAUAGACUGAAGGAUGCCACCAUAGAUGUGCUAAAAAUGAGGAUGAAGUACGAGGACAGAUACACGAAGGCUAUGGAGAAGACAAACACUGCUGUGAUGAAGUAUUCUGACGUGCCAUGGCCCAGUGUGAAGGGUGAAGGCAGUGAUAUGUCAGUGCUGUUUGACAAACUGGAGCCGGGUAGUCCGGAGUACCGGAAGUACCUCCGGGACCAGCAGGUGCGGUGGCAUCCCGAUAAGUUCCUGCAGAGGUUUGGUAGCCGUCUUUGUGAUACGGACAGGGAGAAGAUAAUAGCCAGGGUUACGGUGCUUUCUCAGAAUUUCAAUAAGUUAAAAACAUGAUUUGUUAUUGUAUUGUUGCUUUCAGUAAAAAAUAUUUGUAUGCGGCAACAUGUAUUAAACUUGUGUAAAGUAAAUAAAAGUUGGUUUUCGGCUAAAACACGGUAUUGGUGCUGAAAGUAGUCUCACUUACUCAAAAAAAUGAAAUUGUAGAUACAGCAUUUCCUUGGUGUUAUUUUUAAAGCUCAAUGUAUCCCCUACUCAAAUCAAGUUGAAUUAUUUGAUCAUGCAUGCAUUAUUUUUUUAUCUAACAUUUUCAUCCUAUGGUAGAAUACAAGUAACAGACACUACACUAGUCAUAUAACAUGCAAGAAAAACAUAGCAGAACUUCAAAACUUCAGAUAUUUUCACUUUAACAUCAACUACAGGUUAUAAACUGUUGAAAUAAAGCAAAAAACCAAAAGUGAUUACUAUCUUAACAAAAAAAAUCAAAGCAUUAAUUAAUCAGGUAUCAGACCAAAAAAGAACCAAGCAAGAAACUUUUCUAUAACUUUUAUUAUAGACCCACAAGGUAGCUCAUUAGGCAUUUGUCUGAAACCAGGAAGUAUAUUCAAACAAAAUAAAUCGAAACGAUUGGUUUGAAAAAGCAUAAGUUUUCAUAAAAGGUAGAAUUGCAUGCUCAUAAGUUUGGUUACAGACACUACUAAAAUAUAUGAUUCCAAAAACAGUUGCAGAAUGGCAUAAAGCAUUAAAAAAUGCACUAUAAAAGCAAGUUUACAUAAAAACAGUGACUUGACCAUUAUAUCAAAUGAUUUUUGAUCUGUUAGAAUUUUAGUUAAAACACAUUUUUUGUGUACAUGAUCUGAGUUGGUUACAGACACUACAAAUGGGGUAACAAUAGCUGUCCAGGAGACGUGUAGCUUGACAAUUCUCAGUGCUGGGCACAUACAAGUCAAAGAAGACUAAUCUGACAUUAUGAGUUUGGCAUCUCAUAUGAAUUGGCACACCUGUAUAGAGUUUCAAAUUAAUAAAAUCUAGAAUUUCAUUAUGCAGCAAUAAGCAUUACCAAAUAAUGUGCGGAAAACAUUCCAAACAUUUCAGUGUAAUAAAAAAAUGUAAUUUUGCAAGCAGCAAAUCAGUGAUGUAUUUAUAACCCUUUGUUACUCUAGCUAUCAAGAUAAUCACAGAGAAGUUUAAGCUUUAAGUAAUGUUUACCCUGAAUUUGAAUUUGCGAAGUCCACUUUCAAUGAUAUCUCUGGAUCUUGUGCGCUAUAAACAAGAUGACAUCUAUUGAUUCCUGUAAACAGUCAUCUCUUCCAUGCCAAAUUUGCUUAACUUUCAAAAUAAAUGUAUUUCAAUCUGAUUUCUGUUACAAAGCAAACACCAAAAUGUCCUUUGAUUCCAUUCUUUUGCUCUAGCCUAGCAGCUACAAAGGCAUCAUAGUUGUAUUUUAGCUUCUCAUAUUUUUGUUUGUUCUCCCAAUGCUUAACCUUCAUGCAGCCAAACCUAGUCUUAUUUUAUCUUUUCUUUUUUGCUUGAUUUAUCUUUGCUUCCUGAAACAAGAACGGAAACAAAAUUCAUUUUCCUUUCUUCAAAGUUUCUGCUACUAAUUAAAGUAUAAGAAUGUAAAUUUAUAUACAUGUAGUGUAAAGCAUACAGUGCGCAUGUCUUCAUUGAUCCAUUCAUAAGCAAAGGAAAUGAUUAAAUGCAGCCAUUUGGAUCAAAGUAAAAAACAGAAGUUACUUCAGACAUGGUUAAAACUCAUCACUUUAGAUUUAAAAAUGAUUUCAUAUGCUCUUUGAUAGCAUGAACAAUAAUAAGUUAAAUGUGUAGGCAUUGUAGAGUCUGUAACCAUAUGACCAUCAAAACAAACUGUUUGAUAUUGUGUCUGAUCUCAGUAAAUUCUCAAAUGGUUUUGUUUGGAUUUACUGUUCUCAUGAUAUUUAAUGCAAAAAACUAUGUUUCCAAUUGCAUAUUCUAGGAGAUAAUUGAAAAAAUGCCAGUUUAUAGAAAGCUACACUAUGAAGACAAUUUAUUUACAUUAUUAUGAUAAAUAUUUCAAAUUUCAGACAGAAAAUGUCUUAAUAAUGCACCUUAGACAUCAGCAAUGUAAUAAAAAAUACAAUUUUGUUUCAUUUUACUCACAUAUAACAAAAAAGGUUUAAGGCUUACAGAAGGAAGUUAGUGGUUACAGACACUACGAAUUUUAGCGUAGCAUAAUCAAAAUGGUAGAUACAUAUCUGAGUCAUUACAAGAGGUUUGUUCUUGUCUUCUCUCCAUAUUAAAGGGUUGUAUCAUCGUAAAGAACACAGACAUAUUUAGAUAAAUCAUUUUAGAAAAAGAAAAUCAGGUUAUAUUGUUCCUAAAUAAAUUGUUCAUAAAAUAAUUCCACAAGAAUGCUUACAAUAUUUCAUCCCAAGAGGUCUUGCAUUACCUUUUUUUGCACAUUUAUCUAUUGCACAAUGUAUGAUGUAACAUUCCAACAUAAAAGACGGAACUUUCUCAUGAGUAAAACAAAAUAUUUAUGAGAAAUAGAACAGGGAUUUUUUUCCUUCAUUUUUACACAUUUUUGAAGUGCCUGUAACUUUUUCUAAGUAGUAAUUUUUCAAUAAUGAUAAUAUUUAAUCAAGGCAAAUUUUGGCCAACUUAGACAUGACAUGAAUACACAUUAGCAAAUGUAGUAUUUAUACUUUUGCAUGGAAAAACUUCUAAACUAUUGCCACAUAAAACUUUCAAUGGUUACAGACACUACAGAAUUUUAAAUAAAAAGAUUUACCAAUGAACUAUCAUUAUUGCUAAAACCCCGGCUUAUCUAGUAGUUUGAAUGGGUUUUGUACUUAUCCUAAUACAUAACUGAAUUUUUAAUGUUAAUACAAGUUUAAUUUACUGAAAUUUUGUACCAAUAAUUGGAGUAUAACAAUAAGUAUAUGUUUGAAUUUUAGUGUUGAAACAAAAUCCCUGCUGGUAGUAUUUUACUUAUAAAAUCCAUAAUAUUUUACCUGUUUCAUUAAUUCAAGCAGCAAAUCGUACCGGAAACAAGUCUGUGUAAGAUUAUACCAAUGUUUGCAUCAUUUGUUGCUGAUAUCAAGAGCAUUUCUCAUUUAAAUCAAUAGAUUUUUUCAAGUGAGACUGCAUAAUGCUAAAAAAGGCCAUUUUUAGAGCAUGUUUUAAGGUAUAUCUCAAGAACGUGUAGCACUAGCCUCUUAAAAUUUUCAGGAAAGUAAGAUGGGUAUAUGCCGGUGUAGUGGACCUUUAGAAUUAAUUCAUAUCUUGUAUAUUUUUUCUUAGACAUUGAUAUAACGUAAAAAAAUGCAAAUCAGCACCAAUACCGUGUUUUAGCCGUUUAUUUAUAGUGUCUUCAACUUUUAUAAAAUGUAGUCUUUUUCUCAAGGUCCAUACAACAUAUUUGAAGACUUCAGUUGUAUAUAAAUUAUAAGGAAUGUAAAGCCAAUAAUUGAAAUUUAAGAAUGACACACGAUUGGUAGCUCUGUUUCUUAACAAAUGUAAUAUAUGUAAUAUGUUAUCAACAUAUUUUUUUUAUUUCUUACAUAUCUCACCGGAGCUUUCUGAUACCAUUGUUUACAUAAAGUACUGAAUAUUUGCCUUUUCAAACAAUCACUCACAAAACACUAGUUAAUACGUUUUGUAUAACUAUAAAAUUGUAUUAAUAUGAAAGCUAUGUUUAUGAUUGUGAUAACACAGUACUAUGUGUUUGUAUUAGUAUGCAUGUUUUAAAUGAUGCAGGCUAGCACAGGUGAUAUCUUACAUUUGAAAAAUUCUCUUAAAGGUGCAUAUCUUAGGUAUUUUUCCUAAAUAUAGACAUACAUAAACACCCUUAAUAUUCCCUUCUGUCAUGCAACAAGACAAGACAAAAGUUUAUUUGUAAAUAAAGGUCACCGACGAAAAUUAAGGAAUAUAUAAGUAACAACAAA